Clarias gariepinus (North African catfish) is the source of this 1450-nucleotide messenger RNA. RefSeq names its product leucine zipper and CTNNBIP1 domain containing (gene lzic). Gene Ontology annotation, molecular function: beta-catenin binding. Bases 166 to 738 code for a protein of 190 amino acids. The transcript has 7 exons. The record is from RefSeq and is a predicted model, not a curated record. NCBI's taxonomy places the organism in Eukaryota, Metazoa, Chordata, Actinopteri, Siluriformes, Clariidae.
GGUUGUGCCGAAGAAUUCACAUUCAGUUAAAACACCGACAGACCCACCCUUUCUUUCUUUCUUAUUCCAUAAAGACUUUUAAAUGUUGUGUGGGAUCGUAAGUGCUGUAAUUCUCUAAACUAAUGAAGUCCUUUUUUACAUAAAAGGCGAUUUAAGAAAGACACGAUGGCUUCUCGGGGAAAAUCAGAGACUGGGAAACUAAAGCAGAACAUGGAGGAGCAGCUGGACCGCCUCAUGCAGCAGCUCCAGGAUCUGGAGGAGUGCAGGGACGAACUUGAUGAUGAGGAAUAUGAGGAAACCAAGAAAGAGACACUGGAGCAGUUGAGUGAGUUUAACGAGUCGCUGAAGAAGCUCAUGUCGGGAAACAUGACCCUCGUGGACGAAUUGGGAGGGAUGCAGCUAGCAAUCCAAGCUGCCAUCAGCCAAGCAUUUAAGACACCUGAAGUUAUUCGACUAUUUGCAAAGAAGCAACCUGGACAAUUACGGACCAGACUGGCUGAGAUGGACCGUGAUGUGAUGGUUGGGAAACUUCCCAGAGACGUGUACACUCAGCAGAAACUGGAGAUCCUCACAGCGCUGAGAAAACUGGACGAGAAGCUUACAGCAGCGGAUGAAGCUUUUCUUACAGAAAAUGUCAGUGCCACCCUGAGCCAGUUUGAGAAAGUUACAGCGAGUACGGGAUCUGAAGAUAAGAUCAUGGCCUUAGCUAGCUCUGGAGUUGAAAAGAGACAGACUUAGUGAUAUAAAUGACUUGUGUCAUUUUUAGGUGUUUUAAUGUAAUAUCUAGCUCUGCAGUUUUUGGAUCACUUUUUAAGUGCCAUUCAACAGAGUUUCUUAAUUGUGUGUUAUAAUUAACAUGGUUUACUUAUUUCAAGUUUAUUUGUGUGUUUGUGUGAUUGUACAUUUUUUGGUACAGUGUAGUGAAAUUUAAGAAUUUCUUGAUCAGAUUUAAUGUAUAAUAUUUACAUUAGGUACACUGUGUUUAAUGAUCUGUGUUUUGCCCGUGGCUUUAAGGGGAAAAAAUACCAUCUUGAUUUUGAAAUUUCAGUUAAUAGAACUUUCUAUCAGGGCGUUUAUUAUUUUUGUGUAAAUGUCCCACUUUUACACUUCUUAAUGUAAUAUCCUAUUUAUGAUACAUGUUGAAUGAUGUAAAUGAAAUCACAGCUGUUCAUUUUUCACAUUUUGAGGUUUCAGGUUUCAUGAAGAUAAGACAUUAAUAAUCAUACCUUCUCCUAUAUGUCAUGUAUAAAAAUAUUAAUUACUAGUGUUAAAUAAUAAAAAAAAAAUUUUUUUUCAUUUGUUUUUCUAAAGACAGAAUUAUUUUCAUGUAAAAUUUUAAUUGUGAGAUAAUAAUAAAUGGGGAAGUAGCCUUGGUGUCUGAGUCACACAGCUGAAUAUUCCUAUGACAAAAUAAUAAAUAAAAAUCUGAGUAUGAUUGUGACAGAUUAAA